ACGUGGAGGGCCAUGGGGGAUUUAGUCGACGUGUCCUUAGCUCAAUGUAAUCCGGACUGCCUGUGUAAAGUGAAUGGAGCGAUAUUGGCCAUAUGUUUUAGUACACAAUUCUAUCAACCGAAUAAAACUGGUGCAAUUUUACCCGUGCCUACUGCCUAGGGCAAUUUAAUUACGAAAAUAAAGGAUUUACAGUGGAAAAAAGAGUUCAUAUUAUGUCAAGUGAACGUGGAGAUACAUUGGUAAGACAUAUGGAGGAGGAGCCGUGCAAAGUGGAUAAGUGGAACGGGACUGCGGUCAAGAACGCCUUGGAUGAUGAUAUCCGGAGGAUAUUCACCAAAGUGUUUGAAUACGAAGAGAACCAUUCUUUGAUCGAUAAUCGUCUUGUCCUCUGCAGCGUAGCCUGCAUGUUUGCCAUCGUAGCUCUCAUCUACGACUACCUCAAUCCGUUUCCUGAAUCAAGAUCUGUCCUUGCCUUCUGUGUGCUAGCUUAUUUUGCCAUGAUGUCAUUGUUGACCCUGUAUACGACCAUGAUAGAGAAGAACCAUUUUUUGGUGACGAAUCAGAAGGACCCCGCGGGUCUUGACCCGAGUGAUACCUGGUGUUGUGACUCCUAUAUGAAGAGGUUUGACGAUGAGUACAAUCUCGUCCUUCAGUUCGAGGACGGGAAAACAAAGGAGAAGAGAGAGAGCAGCAUCACAAAAUCGGUCGGCGCCUGGUUUGAUGAGAGUGGUCUGCUUCUCCAUGACCGUUUCCAAAGUGAUGUAUGUAAGCUGCACAAUAGUUUGUUGGCGGAGAAGAAAGACAAGUAGUGCCCCCC
Lytechinus variegatus (green sea urchin) is the source of this 817-nucleotide messenger RNA. Its product is annotated as probable signal peptidase complex subunit 2. The transcript has 5 exons. Gene Ontology annotation, cellular component: membrane; signal peptidase complex. Lineage: Eukaryota; Metazoa; Echinodermata; Echinoidea; Temnopleuroida; Toxopneustidae. The record is from RefSeq and is a predicted model, not a curated record. Gene Ontology annotation, biological process: protein targeting to ER. The coding region runs from base 213 to 809 and encodes 198 amino acids.